Molecule: messenger RNA, 2572 nt
Organism: Amphibalanus amphitrite
Lineage: Eukaryota; Metazoa; Arthropoda; Thecostraca; Balanomorpha; Balanidae
Product: leucine-rich melanocyte differentiation-associated protein-like
Exons: 5
Coding region: 518-1708 (396 amino acids)
Molecular function (GO): protein binding
Source: RefSeq, a predicted model, not a curated record
GAUGAGAGAAUAGUCUUACCAAAUUUCGCAUUCGCGAAAAACCUCAGGGGGGAUAUCCGCCCCCCGUCGGUGCGCGUGUUAAAGGAAAAGGGCCACCUUUAACAUGGGGAUUGAAACUGAGAUAGCCAUCUUGUAGCCCGUGUCCGAAAACCUAUCUGUCGUCCUCCUUACGGCCGAUUUCGGCCUCCAUUCGUAGUUAUCGGCAAUUUUAAAAGAAAAUACGCCAGGAAUGCGUCCUUAUCCCAGGAAUGCGUUCUUAUCCGACAAUACAGCCACCCGCGGCGAGGCUUUGGUUUUUUACCAAUCAGCUCCAACCAGCUCAGCUUUAACCAAUCAGCUUAUCUGACACAAUCCGACGAGUCUGUCUUCUGAACGCUGAUUGGCUUGAGUGUGACGUCAUCGCUAUGCCAUCAUACAGUAGGUGCCUUAGAGAGUAUCAACAUAGUACCAAUAUGUUAAAUAGUUUUAAAUACUUUUUCGCGAAUUGUGCACUUCUGGCACCAGUUUUAAAAAGAAAAUGAAAAAUAAUAAUGUCAAAAUGAAAAACAACGAUAUCAUCAUAUUUUACGAAGGUGGCCCUUUUCCUUUAAGACGAGAGCAGCUUGGUACGCCGUACGCCACCUUUCUGCGUCUGCAACCUUUCUGUAUGCAGCCCUCCCUUCCAUUGCUCCGAGCUAGCAUCCAAUCGGCUCCGGUCACCGUGCGACGGUUACAUAACCGGUGGCCAGUUCCAGGCCCAGCCCCGUCCCGCUCCUCUGUCCGGUCCGCUCCAGGCUCCAGCCGCCGGUCCAGUCGCUGCCGGGACCUUGGCGGCGCUGGAGCGGGCACGGCGGUAGCACCGCGCUGGCCGCCGCCGUCGGCCUCCCUGUGUGCGCCCCUGACCGCCGCCGCCAUGCUGACCGCCGAGGACAGUGUUUACAUGUUGGCGGCCGCCGGUGCCAGCGCCACUGUGCUGCAGCUGCCGUCGCUGCGAGCCGAUCCGCCGGAGGAAGCCGUGCCCCAGGGCCGAGAGAUGGGUGACGCCGCCGAGUUUCGCCACGAGCCGGCGCAGGGUGCCGACCAGAAGGCGCUCAGCCUGGCCUACCGGGAUCUGCGCGACGUAUCAAACUACGUGGCCGACCAGCAUGGCGCCACCAUCAAUUACCUGGACCUCAGUCACAACAAGAUCAGUAAUCUGCAGUUUCUGGUGCGGUUCGAGCGCCUGGCCACACUGGUACUGGACCACAACCGUCUGAUUUCGCAUAGCCUGCCGCCUCCGAUGCCGCAUCUCACCACGCUCUGGAUCAACCACAACAAGAUCAAGGAUCUACAGCCGUUCCUGCGGGCGCUGCGCUACAACUGUCCGAACCUCCGGCACCUGAGUAUGAUCGGCAACCCGAGCGUACCUUCGCUGGUGGGCGGAUCGUCACGCGGUGACCUCUAUCGGUACAGGAUCAUGGUACUGACGUACUUCCCGCGGCUGGCUAGCCUGGACCAGCAGCGCGUCGAGGCCUGGGAGCGACCCGACUCGGACACGCUGUGGGCCAAGGUCACCUCCCCGGAAAACUGGCGCGAGGUGCAGCGGAAGGUAUCCGUGACCGCCUCGGACGUGGCGGACAAGGUCUCCAGCACCGUCGGCCAGGGCUUCGACCGAGUGGCCACCUGGUGGGAGUCGCAGCGGACCGAGCGCGACACGCGGCAGCACGUGCCGCGAAACGUGAUGGUGUGAGACGGGACGUGAUUCAGCAGCCGUCGUCUGAGAUGGCAUGUGACCGAGCGCCCUAGGCCUGAGACAUCCCGAGGCAGCCCUCCCAUGCGAGGCUCCCUGCAGCCGAGUACCACGACUAAGCUGCUUCUAUCAGGCUGAGACUCCUGCCGGCAUCUGAUCGAGAUGUUCUCCCUCCGUCCCGAAUGACUCUCGUCCAGUCAGAGUGAAUUACGGACGUUGCCGUUAUCCAGUUCGACUGGUCUGCGCCACGACGAAGGCUGUACAAAAGCGCGCUUCGUAAUGUGCUGCGAGUGGAUGUCAGGGAGAGCUCGAAUUACUGCUCUUGCGGUCUGGUGUGCUAUCGUGGUUGAUGGUCUGAGAAUGGACCCAGUGGAUAAAAUGGUGGAUAAAUGGGUGUAUCUCGUACGUCAGUGCGUGCCUUGAAUCCGUGCUGCCAUCUGUGCUGUGUGAUGUCUUGAUCUUGAUAUAUGUUAGCCGAGAACCUAUUGUGCCAUAUUGAGCGUGAGUAAUCUAAUUGCAAUAUCUGUAUGUGAGUCAUGUAUAUUUGCCUCCUUGCGCCUAUGGUGUAUUUUAUAUCCCCUGAAGUACUUACUGGUGUCAUAUCCUUGCAUGCUAACAUUAGUGUAUAGGCUUGCAUUUCAUCACAGUUUAUCUAUUGAGUAGUGUAAUGUGAUUGUGUAUGUGAUAGGCUGAACUGUUCUAUGUCCGAUAGUAGACCGUGUCAGAGUAGCUAGUUAUCAUAUAUAUCGAGUAUGGCGGUGCCUUUUGCGUACUAACAUUCAGCUAUUGCGUCUUCCACAUUCCAGUCAGCCAGUGAUCAUGUUUAUCCCGUCGGCCGUUCACAAUACAAACAUAAUAACAACA